UCAAAAUAACGAACAAAACAUAACAUAACAAACAUAUCGAAGAAAUUAAUUUUGUAUUUUAUCGGACUCACAUCACAAUGGAGGCCCUAAAAGCAGAAAUCGCUCGAAAACGUAAGAUUAUCGAGGAGAUGAACGUUGUAGCACCAGCCAAGAAAUAUUUCAGCAAAGGCGACUUCUUGGCUAAGGAACGAGAAGAAUAUAUAAAGAAGUAUGGUCUUCCAGCACAAGGAGAAGAGAAGGCGGCAGUGGAAGAUAAAAACUGUUCUGCUGACAACAGUAUUGAUGACCAUCUUCUUCCUCGUCAAGAAGUUAUGAACAGAUUGAGAGACAGGGAGCAGCCCAUUUUACUGUUCGGGGAAACUGAGCUUGAUGCCUUCAAAAGGUUACGUAAAGUGGAAUUAUUAGAACCAGAAGUAAGGGGUUUCCGAAACGACUUCCAGGAGGCUAUGGAAAAAGUUGACCAAGACUACUUACAAGAUUUACUCAAGUCUUCGAAAGACGAGGAUGAGAAAGAAUCUACUGGCAAUAAGGAACAAAAAUAUUUAAGCCACGAAGAAAUAGUUGAAUUGUCGAAGAAAAUGGGACGAGGGAAUAAGGAGCACGAUAUGACAGUAAUAGUUCAUUUCAUCAAUCUAAUACUGAAAUUAUGGAAUGACCAGUUGCAGAACAGAGCACCACAAGAAAAAAUGGGAACGAAAGGUAAACUUCAAGGAGCCACCUACACCCAAACACAAGUUUACCUGAAACCUCUGCUCAGAAAACUGAAAUCAUUCUCUGUACCCGAUGACAUUUUAGACAGUUUGACAGAAAUUGUGGUUCACUUACUAAAUCGAAACUAUCUCAAAGCCAGUGGUGCUUACCUUCAGAUGGCAAUUGGUAACGCACCUUGGCCCAUUGGUGUUACUAUGGUUGGUAUUCAUGCGAGAACAGGUAGAGAAAAGAUUUUCUCAAAAAAUGUAGCUCACGUUAUGAACGACGAAACACAGAGGAAAUAUAUACAAGCGUUAAAAAGACUGAUGACGAAAUGUCAAGAAUAUUUUCCAACAGACCCUUCGAAAUGUGUGGAAUAUGCGGCAUUCGGUGACUCACAAACUCCUGCUUCAAGUUCAUCGAUGUAAAUUUGUUUGAUAUAUCUGAGAAAUUAUUUAUAACUGUUUGUUAAUAAAAGUACUAAAGUUUAA
This is a messenger RNA of Coccinella septempunctata (seven-spotted ladybird), 1181 nucleotides long. It is a transcript of the gene Prp18, whose product is annotated as pre-mRNA-splicing factor 18. The transcript has a single exon. The record is from RefSeq and is a predicted model, not a curated record. NCBI's taxonomy places the organism in Eukaryota, Metazoa, Arthropoda, Insecta, Coleoptera, Coccinellidae. Gene Ontology annotation, cellular component: U5 snRNP; U4/U6 x U5 tri-snRNP complex; U2-type post-spliceosomal complex. Gene Ontology annotation, biological process: RNA splicing; generation of catalytic spliceosome for second transesterification step. The coding region runs from base 78 to 1118 and encodes 346 amino acids.